Molecule: messenger RNA, 1558 nt
Organism: Cuscuta europaea
Lineage: Eukaryota; Viridiplantae; Streptophyta; Magnoliopsida; Solanales; Convolvulaceae
Source: the annotation of a GenBank genome assembly
AUUCCAUCCCCCACAUUCAUAAAUACACAAAUAUCUUCUAAUAAUUAUUUCUGAUCCUCGAAAGAGACAUUUUGAUCAUUGAUAAAUUAUUCUCAUUAAUUAUCACAACGACCAAAAAGAAUGUUUUCUUGUUUUAGUAGCAGCAGCAGCAACUUUCUUAGAACCAUGGGAGGGGCACAAAGUAGCUUCAAACAUCAUCACCUUCAUCAACAUGUCGUCCAAACCUCAACACCAUCAUCAUCUUCGUCUUCCGCGGGCGCGUUUUGCAAUCUCUAUAAGACCACAAAUCUCGUAAGCUCGUAUGAAUCCGCUUGCCGAUCCCACGACGAUAUGCACGACUUCGAUUCCGCCCUCCAAGCGAGGACUAACCAUGCGCUUAGCUCCAUCGCUGGGGGCGGGAUCGAGGUCAGAGCGUUAUCCUUCGACUCGUUGAAGGACGUCACCGAGUGCCUUUUAGACAUGGAUCAACAAGUGGUUAAGGUGAUCUUAGAAUGCAAAAAAGAUAUUUGGAGAAACCAAGAGUUGUUCCAGCUGGUGGAAGAGUACUUUGACAACAGCUUGAAAACGUUAGACUUUUGUGUGGAGCUAGAGAAGUGUCUAAAGCGGGCCCGCGACAGGCAACUUCUGAUUCAGGUUGCAAUCCAGCAGUUUGAGACAGAUAACUAUGAGGAAGCCAUUGAUGAGCUUAAGAGCUUGAAAGAAGCGGGGGACCCUUUCACGGAAGACUUCUUUCGAAUUUUCCGGUCCGUGUACAUGAACCAGAUCGUAAUGCUCGAGAAGCUUCAGUCGAGGAAGACGAAGCUCGACAAGAAGUUGAAGUCCAUCGGGUCGUGGAGAAAAGUCUCGGGGAUCAUAUUCGCGGCUGCUUUUGCAGCCGUUCUGAUAUGUUCAGUGGUGGCAGCCGCAGUAGCUGCCCCGCCUGUCGCCGGGGCGCUCGCGGCUGCUGCCUCUGUCCCGCUCGGGUCGAUGGGGAAGUGGGUGGACUCGCUCCUCAAGAACUACGAGGACGCGAUAAAGGGACAGAAGGAGACGAUCAACGGGAUGCAGGCGGGGACCUAUGUGAGCAUCAAGGACAUGGACACAAUAAGGGUUCUGAUCGACAGAUUGGAGAUGGAGAUGAAGAUGAUGUUAGAGAAUGCGGACUUCGCCAUUGAUAACGAAGGGGCGGCGGUGAAGAUAGCCAUUGGAGAGAUCAAGAAGAAGCUGGAUGGGUUCAUGAAGAACAUUGAGGAUUUGGGGAAGCAGGCUGAUGUUUGCAGCCGGGAUAUUCGGAGGGCGAGGACGGUCAUACUCCAAAGGAUCAUCAAACACCCCCAGUCAACGACCAUGAUUGACUAAUUAAAUUAUACUCGUAAUAUAAUAUUCGUGAUGGAAAUUUGUUAACUUCAUGAGUUAUUAUUAUUCCCAAUAUAAGGAACCAAUUCAAGGAUGUAAUUAAUAAAGAAACUGUUAAUUUAAUUCCUUGUCUGUGUGUAAACUAGGUAGAUCUUCUGUUUUUCUGCACGUUUUGAAAUAAUUUAUGUAUGAUUGGUUAAUGCAUAUGUAUUAUUAUUAUACG